AUGGAGAAUGGAAUUUUUUUAGUUCGUUUCAGGAAUCUAGAAGGCAGAGAUAAGGCGUUAAUGGCAGGACCCAUUUUCUUUGAUAGAAAACCCCUAAUUGUAAGAAAAUGGGAAGCUGGCCUGAAUUUGCAGAAGGAAGACAUUCAUGAGGUUCCAGUCUGGGUUCGUUUACCUGGUUUGGACCUCAAGUUUUGGGGCCAAUCAGCGUUGAUGAAGAUUGCUGGAAUUUUGGGUAAACCGAUCAAGACUGACAAGGCUACUGCCACAAAAGAACUUAUUAGCUAUGCCCGAGUUAUGGUGGAAGUAAAUAUGAAGGAUGAGCUGUUGGAGGAUAUUGAAUUUCUUGAUGAAAAAGGAGAAGUGGUAACCCAGAAAAUCGUAUAUGAGUGGAAGUCGAUCAAGUGCAAUGUUUGCACUGGUAUGGGUCAUUCAGGUGAUCAAUGUCCAAAUCUUAGGGCCGAGAUAAAUAGAAGACAAGAUAGAAAAGAGAACACUGCUCAUAGGGCACAGAAAGUUUGGAAACCUAUUCAGAAAAACCAGGAUGGGAAAGGUGUUCAGGUAAUCCCUAUAGAAGUGAUGGGCAGAAGGAAAAAUUCAGGAAAAAAACAGAACCCUACUAUUUCUACAGGAAAUAGGUUUAGCAGCCUUGAAAGGAAGGAUGCAGGAGAGGAUAAUGAAGAGAGGACAAGAAGGAAUGAUCAAGAGGUAUGGAGUACUAUUGGCAGAAAGGGAUCUAAAGUUGCAAGUGGACAGGUGUUGUAUGGUAGAGAGGAAGUUGGGCAAUGCUCUCUAUCUAUCAAUGAAUAA
Molecule: messenger RNA, 807 nt
Organism: Chenopodium quinoa (quinoa)
Lineage: Eukaryota; Viridiplantae; Streptophyta; Magnoliopsida; Caryophyllales; Amaranthaceae
Exons: 1
Coding region: 1-807 (268 amino acids)
Source: RefSeq, a predicted model, not a curated record